Messenger RNA from Morchella sextelata, 3024 nucleotides. RefSeq lists its product as uncharacterized. Bases 1 to 3024 code for a protein of 1007 amino acids. The record is from RefSeq and is a predicted model, not a curated record. NCBI's taxonomy places the organism in Eukaryota, Fungi, Ascomycota, Pezizomycetes, Pezizales, Morchellaceae. Gene Ontology annotation, biological process: regulation of intracellular pH. The transcript has 6 exons. Gene Ontology annotation, cellular component: membrane; vacuole.
AUGGAAGACACACCUCCGCCCCGAGGAGGAGUAGCAGCGUCAUCGUCAUCCAGAGCCUCACAGAUGUCAUCCUUCUCGUUACCCGUUCCUGGAGCCCCCUCAUCCAGUCUUGCAGUCUACAAAUCCCGGAUUAGGGCCGCCUUCAUUGGCGCCAACCCUCGAGUUUGUGUAGCCUUUUGGCUAUUUGGUUGCAUUAACAAUGUCCUAUAUGUCAUCAUCCUCUCAGCAGCUCUUGAUCUCGUUGGUCCCAGUCUACCAAAGGCCAUAGUUCUCCUUGCAGAUGUCGGACCCUCUUUUAUCACCAAAUUAACAGCUCCCUACUACAUCCACCUAAUCCCCUACCGGAUUCGGAUCCCGAUACUCGUCAUGCUCGCCUUCGUGGGUAUGCAAAUCGUUGCAUGGGGUGAAUCGCUCCCAGCUAGGCUUUUUGGCGUUGUUCUAGCAUCGAUCUCGUCUGGCGGAGGGGAGCUAUCAUUUCUGGGCCUUACACAUUUCUACGGUCGGUUCGCUGUGCCUUUCUGGUCCUCUGGGACAGGUGCUGCAGGAUUGCUGGGCGCAGGGCUGUAUGUUUUCGCGACAAGCUGGGUCGGAUGGGGUAUAAGGGAAAGUUUGAUGGCAUUUGGGUUCCUACCGAUCGUCAUGCUUCUCGCAUUCUUUAUGAUUCUACCACUAGACAUGAUCAAAGGCCAGAAAUGGGACGGAUAUGAACCAAUUGUCGAGGGUGCUGAUGUUGCUAUGGAUAGCGAAGAGACUCGCAUUGCUCAAGAAACGGAUGAUGCUGAUGUUGCACUCAUGCUACCUCUUCUUCUUGUCUAUAUUGCCGAGUACACCAUUAAUCUAGGUGUCGCACCUACGCUUCUUUUCCCACUUGCUGAAAUGCCAUUCAAGGCGUACCGUGACGCCUACCCAAUGUACAAUACGAUUUAUCAAACAGGCGUCUUUAUCUCCCGAUCCUCGACUCCAUUUAUACGUUUUCGCCAGCUCUAUCCGCCCGCACUUCUACAAUGUGUGAACCUAGUUUUUUUGGUACUCCAUGCAAUGUACAACUUCAUCCCUAACAUAUGGCUUGUGUUUCUGGUCAUAUUUUGGGAAGGACUGCUAGGCGGAAUGGUGUAUGUCAACACCUUUGCGGAAAUCACUGAUGAGGUACCAGCGGAUGAGAGGGAGUUUUCUCUCGGUGCUGUUACUCCUGGGAUCGAACUUAAUCGUCAACCAGAUGGUGAAUUCUUGCUCUUCAUGGGAGAAUAUAAACAUGCUGGUAAAAUUUACUUCAAGUUCAUCAUCGAUGGCACAUUGUGGAGGGUGAACCCUCAAUUCCCCGUGGUCAUCGAUGAAUUUGGAAUCGACAACAACUGCUGGACACCAGAAGAGGCCACUGAGCACCAUGACUCCUGUGAGAAGCGUCUCCGGAGAAAGCUUACUCUUAUGAAUAUCAAUCGAGAAGCUCUUUGUGAAUUUGCUCUUUCUAUUCAUGGAAGUGUUGAUGGCCACGGACGUCAGAUCGAGUGCGUCAUUGAUGAGAGUGGCCCUACUCUUACUUGCUCAACUCUCUCUAUGUCAAGCUCAUGGAGUGAGAUUGUGUUCUUACGUUUUCAACCUGUUAGGGGUGAGGUUUAUUUAUCAUCGCCCGAUGAUAAACCUUUGGAAGAAUUUCAAGAAAGCAACAGCUGUCCUGCUCGUGAAAUGGCUGGUGGGAUCUUGGACAAGAUCUACGAGAACGAAAAAGAAGAGGAAGAAAUCUGGGUAGCUAAGUUUCCAACAGACUUCAAUCACAAGAUGCUCCCCUAUAAACCUCUCAAGACUUACAAUAGUUCUGAAAGAGAGUUAUUAAUGGAAAGUGAAUGUGCUACCCUGCGUUUUCUCAACCAACAUACAAGGGUUCCGGCACCUCAGAUAUAUGCCUAUGAUGUACGCUAUACGCUAGCAUCAGGGGGUGAAACCAAAAUAAAAAUUGAAUCGCCAGAUCUACAGAGCAAUAGCUGGAAAUCUAUUACUGGAAAUAGGGUUGGGUGGCCAUUCAUCCUAUUGGGGGAUCUUGGGGGUACUCCCUCUUGGUUGCAGUUGGACAAUUCCUUGAAGGAGCCCCUGAUUUCGAAUGACUCGAGCGACUUACGAUUGAUGACCUGGAAACAGAUUAUGAUGUAUCGGAUGGAAUUGGCUGAACAUCCAUUAUCUGCAUGCGGAUACUUGACGCUUAAUUCGUUCUUUUGGCAAAUCAAGAAGGGACCCAACUCUCGUAAAAUCAGGACAACUAAGGCGGAAUUUGGCAUCCGUCCCUGCAUUUAUGAUAGAUGCAAACCAUUCACUCACUCAAUCGUGGCAGCCUUUAAUGUUCCACCAGGAGACAGGCACUUCCCACCGAUUAGCUCGAUCAGGUCUCUUGACUCUAUCACUGCAUACUAUCGUCAUCUUCUCAAUCACAGUUUUGUGCGUGGAAUCGACGAGUUCGUAGCUCUUUGGCAAAUGAAAGCUAUGCUGUAUGAGCUAUUCAGUUCACGUUACGAAUAUGGCCCUUUUAUUCUUCAAUAUCCUGACAUAUCUCGGCAUAAUAUCAUAAUUUCAGGACACCUUUUCGAUUGGGAACGUACAAAAGCGAUGCCAAUUCAAACUGCUAUUUGCCCACCAAGGAUGUGUUUUCUUUCUGAUUGGUACGAGUCUGGACCCAUUGAAGCCCUCGCAAGAUACAAGGCUGAAUGCCCUGAUAUCAUGAAACUCCUAGGUGUGGCCCAUGCCAACGAUGACCAGCCAAAUAUUCUAGGCUGUGUGCGUUUUUGCACCAAAGAAAAAUUUCUAUCAAUGAUUUCAGAAGAAAACCUACUAUUUCCAAUGGUUCUCCUUGAGGAGACUUGUAAGGACCAUCCGGCUUUGAUCGGAAAGAUCGCUCUUAAAAACCUUCCAAUGAUGUUUCGAUCUGUUAGAGGGUAUGAAUGGGAGUCCGUCAAAGAGGCCUCGAUGAACAAAGGGGCCUUACAGUUUGUUUUGCAAGACUGGGCGGAGGAACAGCGAGGAUCUAAAUCUUCCUAG